Molecule: messenger RNA, 6105 nt
Organism: Strongylocentrotus purpuratus (purple sea urchin)
Lineage: Eukaryota; Metazoa; Echinodermata; Echinoidea; Camarodonta; Strongylocentrotidae
Gene: washc5
Product: WASH complex subunit 5
Exons: 30
Coding region: 382-5154 (1590 amino acids)
Biological process (GO): actin filament polymerization; regulation of actin nucleation; endosome fission
Cellular component (GO): WASH complex; endosome
Source: RefSeq, a predicted model, not a curated record
CACAGGAAAUCAUUACGAAAAUGCAGGAGUGUGUAAAAGCGCGGUUCUUUGUCUUUACUGCUGUGAAAUCACGAGUAUUUUUUAUCAUUUAGAGCAGGACUACAUCUGAAAAUAAUAAAUAACACUAUCUAAGAAAUCGAGGUUUGAAAACCUUUAGCGAAACUGAAAAGAGAUAAUUUUCUUUGCCUUGCACCUGUUGCGCUGUAGAGCGACGUCAUCGACGAUUGCAGACUACAUACCGAGAUCGUUGAUAUCGUUCAUACUCACAUGAUUCAAUAUGGCCGCUCCCUGGAGAAUCCGGAGAUAGUCACAGAUUCACUGCUGGAUAUUCGCUAUUUUCAGUUUUAUUUGUUUCACAGAAAGCUCCUCGUAUAAUAUAAAAUGGGAGACUUUUUAGCCGACAACAACCAGUGUGGCCAGACAGCCCUGAAGCUGGUCUCAAGAGGGAAUGCCAUCAUUGCAGAGCUGUUACGUCUCUCCGUCUUUGUACCACCAGUGUUUCGCUUGGACAACAAGCAUGAUCAGAUGAAAUAUGGAGAUAUUCUCUUUGACUUUUCAUACUUCAAGUCUUUUGACUACUAUGAUCACAGGAUUGAUUCAAGGCCGGAACUGCAAGACCUUGAUGAAAUGUUCCGUGAGAACCACAUGGAAAUCCUGAGGCGUUUCUACCUCGCCUUUGAGAGCAUCCACAAAUAUGUCAUGGAUCUAAACAGAUUUUUGGAAGAACUUGAUGAGGGUGUCUUCAUUCAACAAACGCUAGAGACUGUACUGCUCAAUGAGGAUGGUAAACAAUUAAUGUGUGAAGCUCUAUACCUGUAUGGUUGUAUGCUGUUGAUCGUUGAUAUGAGGAUUGAAGGAAGGGUCAGAGAGAGGAUGCUUGUCUCUUAUCACAGAUAUAGUGCAUCCAGAGCAUCAGUAGAUUCUAACAUGGACGAUGUAUGCAAGCUACUGAGGAGUACUGGCUACCACCCCUCCCCCGCCGCUAAGAGACCCCCAAACUACCCAGAGGAAUACUUCAAACGCAUUCCUAUCAGCAGAACAUUCAUAGCUAUGGUGAUGGGAAGGUUGCGAUCCGAUGACAUCUACAACCAAAUCUCAGCGUACCCCUUGCCAGAGCAUCGUAGCACAGCCCUGUCCACCCAGGCAGCCAUGCUGUACGUCAUCAUGUUCUUCUCACCCGAUACACUCAACUCACAACAGGCCAAGAUGAGAGAGAUUGUUGAUAAACACUUCCCCGAUAACUGGGUGAUCACUGUAUACAUGGGCAUCGUUGUCAAUCUAGCAGAUGCAUGGGAGCCUUACAAGGCAGCCAAGACAGCACUCAACAAUACACUGGACCUUAACAAUGUCAAAGAACUGGCUAUUCGUCACAACAAGAGGCUAGAACAGCUGAUCCAGAUGACCAAGCACUACCUGACUGAAGGAAACCUGACAGAGGAGUAUGUCCUGGACAACAUCCCCAAACUCAUGAACUGUCUCAGGGAAUGCAACGUUACCAUUAGAUGGCUCAUGCUGCACACAGCAGAAGGACCAUGGGACCAUAACAAGAAAGUACGUCAGAUAAGAGAGCAGCUUGUACAGGAGGGCAAGUACAGUCCUCAGAAGAUGUUUGAGUGUCUACUCAACACUGCUCAACUAGAAUUCAAACUCAAAGAGAUGUUCAGGAAGAUGUUGGUUGAGAAGCAUGAUAAAUGGGACACCUACAAGACAGAAGGCGUUGAGAGGAUGGCCGAGCUCUCAGAGGUCUUCUCUGGAACCAAGCCGCUCACAAGAGUCGUUAAAAACGAGAAUCUGCAGGCUUGGUUUGGUGACAUGUCGAAGCAGAUCUCAUCCCUCGCUUACGAUGACUCUACAGCAGCCGGAAGGAAGAUCAUUCAACUCAUUCAGGCUUUGGAAGAGGUGCAAGAGUUCCACCAGCUGGAAGCAAACCUGCAGGUGCGUCAGUUCCUUGCGGAGACCCGGAAGUUCCUCCACCAGAUGAUCCGGACAAUUAACAUCAAGGAGGAGGUUCUCAUCACCAUGCAGAUCGUUGCUGAUGUGUCAUACGCCUGGGAGAUCAUUGAUAAUUACACACCUUUCAUGCAGCAGGGGAUCAAGAACUAUCCAGCAUUGGUCAUCAAACUCAGAGCUACAUUCCUCAAGCUUGCCUCAGCUCUUGAUUUGCCACUGAUCCGGAUCAACCAAGCGAAUAGCCCUGAUCUGGUCAGCGUAUCGCAGUAUUACUCCAAUGAGUUGGUAGCCUAUGUUCGUAAGGUUCUUCAGAUCAUCCCCCAGACCAUGUUUGCUCUCCUCUCUCAAAUCAUCCAGCUUCAGACGCAUCACAUCAAAGAGGUCCCAACACGACUAGAAAAGGAUAAGCUCAAAGACUAUGCUCAGCUAGACCAGCGAUACGAGGUUGCAAGGUUAACCCAUUCCAUCUCGGUGUUUACAGAAGGCAUCCUCAUGAUGAAAACAACUCUUGUAGGAAUCAUCAAGAUUGAUCCCAAGCAGCUUCUUGAGGAUGGCAUCAGGAAAGAAUUGGUCGCCCAGGUAGCCAGCGCUCUUCAUAGCUCUCUCAUCUUCAAUCCCAAGGCCAAGGUCUGUGAAUUGAUGCCGAAGCUUGAAGCACUUGGAGCUAGGAUGGACGGAUUCAUCAGGUCGUUCGAGUACAUCCAGGACUAUGUAGAUAUCCAUGGUCUUAAGAUCUGGCAGGAGGAGGUCUCAAGGAUCAUCAAUUACAACAUGGAGCAAGAAUGCAACAGCUUCCUCAGGACCAAGGUGCAUGAUUGGCAGAGUGUAUACCAGUCCACCACCAUCCCCAUCCCAAAGUUCCCCCCGGUAGAUAACUCCAUCAACUUCAUGGGACGGCUAGUGAGGGAGAUCCUUCGCAUCACUGAUCCAAAGACCACCACCUACAUAGAUGCCAUGAAGACAUGGUAUGACCUGAAGACAAGAGCAGAGGUCCUGGACAUGAAGGUCUUCUCCAAACUACAGCAAAGUAUCGGUACCUAUGGACUGACCGGUCUUGACCGUCUGCUGUGCUUCAUGAUGGUCAGAGAGCUCCAGAACUUCUUGACCAUCAUCGAAAAGGGCGUCCUAAGGGACAAGGCCUGGCUGGAGAUGUUUGGAGGUCUGAUGAAGUCUCUCAAUCCGGUCAAGGGCAUCAUUACUAACCCCUCCAAACUGUACUCACACUACAUGACCAAAGCUGCUAAGAUGUGGGUACCAUUCAUCAAUGUUGUCUUGAAGGUUGGUCAGAUGCAGUUACUAAGGAGGCAGAUAGCCAAUGAACUCAACUUCUCAUGCAAGUUUGAUUCCAAGUUUCUAGCGAGUGCCUUGGAGACAAUGAACAAGAGUCUGAUGGCAGAUGUAGAAGCUCACUACCAGGACCCCAACCUUCCCUACCCCAAGGAAGAUAACCCUCUUAUGUAUGAGCUUUCAUCAUACUUGGAAUGUGCUGGUAUCGGAAACCCCCUCGGCAAGAUUUAUAUUACGACCAAGAGGCUACCAUAUUUCUCUCUCUUCACCUUCCUCUUUGUUGCGGCCCAGCUCCCCAAGCUGCAGUAUGUCAAGACUGUGGGGAGCAUCAUUGGCAAACUACCGAAGGAUCCGAUCGAUGGACCUCCUUUCAUCGUCGGAGUCCUGACCCUCCUCAAGCAGUUCCAUUCAGAGAAUACUGAUCAGUUCCUAGCACUUCUUGGACAGUACGUCAGGUCUCUGGUAGAGUCCACCGCUGCUGGUGGACGAGCAUCUGAGCUUCCUCAGGAGGCAGUCUGCAUCCUGGCUUUCCUAGAUGACUUUGUGCACUAUGCAGCCCUCCCAAGACAGGGUCUUGAUAGAGGAGGCGACAUGCCCAGAAGGAGGUUCCUCAACGAGGAUGAGAUCCAGGAGGUCAUUGAUGGAUUCAUGGCUGAUGACAACAGCGAAUAUGGAGACAAUAAAUUUCUUCUUGAUUUGGAGGCUCGAGAGGCAGUGUCUGAUGACGACGGGUCUGAUGGCGAUGGGUCUGAUGGCGACGUGUCUGAUGGCGAUGUGUCUCAUGGCGAUGUGUCUGAUGGCGACAUAGAACAAAAGGACAUCCAAAAUGACAUCGUAAAUGACUACAUGGAGAAUGCAUAUGAUGAUAUGUGGUGUCGUGCAUUUGAUCAUCGUGUUGGACCUCUUCUUCGCGAACCUCUUGAUGAAGUCACACCCAGUGAAGUUUUUUCGGACUUCUUGUCAGCAGAGAUAGUUGAUAGAAUAGUGGUGGAGACUAAUCGUUAUGCUGACCAGUAUUUCAGGAGAGUAGGAGGGAAAGAGAACUUGUCUCCUCGGUCAAGGGCAAGGACCUGGAUUCCAACUGAUCCAGCAGAGAUGAAGGCCGUUUUUGGAAUCAUUUUGUACACCGGCCUUGUUCGCUUGCCGGCUUACAACCUAAUGUGGAGUACAAACUCACUGCUUAAUUUUGGCAUCAAGAGCAUCAUGUCACGGGACCGCUUCAUGCAGCUGUUGUCAUUUCUUCACCUGGUAAUCAACGAAGAUGCUCCUGAAGGUGACAAUAGAGAUCGACUCUUCAAGGUGAGAGGAGUCAUGGACAUGUUCACAGAUAGAUGGGCAGCAAAGUUCUACCCUGGUCGUGAAGUCAGUGUCGACGAGACAGUGAUAGCAUUCAAGGGGAGGACUGGGUUAAGGCGCUAUAAUCCAAACCAGCCUCAUAAGUGGGGGAUGAUAGCUUGGAGCAUUUGCGAUGCCAACACCGGCUAUGUCCAGAACUGGAACAUUUCCACGGGGCAGGAAGUCCUGGAGAAUGAUCGUGGGGCCAUGCACCAGAUAGUGAUGGAUGUCUCGACUGGAUACCUGAACAUUGGACACCAUAUUUAUAUGGAUAAUCUGUUUUCUUCACCGAGUCUUUUUGAAGAGCUGGCUAGCAAAGACACCGGUGCAUGUGGGACACUGAGGGCCAACCGGAGAGAUGUCCCCAAUGAUAUCAAAUCACACAAGCCCAAGAAGGACGAUCCACCUUUAGUGGUAAAGGAAGGGGAUAUCACAUACAUUUCAUGGGCAGACAAGCGAGCAGUAAAACUUAUCACGUCUGUGCACAAUGGAGACACGUUCAUCAAAGAAGUCAGAGCAAAGAAUGGUCCAGACCACAUUAGGAGAUAUGUCAAACCCAAAGCCAUGGAGCAAUACACAUAGAAUAUGGGCGGAGUCGACCUUGCCGAUCAGCUUCUCUGGCACUCCCUGAACAUCCACAGAUCCUGCAAGUGGUGGAAGAAGAUCUUCGUUGCCCUUCUCGAAGUUUCUUUCUGCAAUGCUGUCAUUGUACUUAGGUCCCUCUACGCAAUGAAGCCAGCUCACCUACGAAAGAGGAUCGACGUGAACAAAGUUCGGCUAUCCAUCAUCACUGGCCUUCUCGCAGGGUAUGAGAAGCCGCGUGCUAUCCAUGUGGGACCAAGACUAGAGGCUGAUCAACCACUCGGAAGACUGACGGAGAAGCACUUCCCUGCAAACAACCCCAAGAGGAAGGUAGAUGGGAAGCCAUGUUUCCGAGACUGUGAGGUGUGCUCCAACAGGGAGGGAAAACGUCACCAAACAUCAACUGUUUGCAGAGACUGUGGGAACAUCCCCCUGUGCGACAAGCCAUGCUUCAGACUGUACCACACCAAAAGGAAGUACAAGACGGCCUGUACUCCUGCGUUUCAUCUUGAGAUUGACAAUGUAAUGGAUGCGGAGCAAUAGAUAGCAAAUAUUAUCUAUUCCAGCUGGAAUGAACUAUCAUGUGAUACCUCCAGUGGGAUUUUAUUCAUGUCCUUACCGUUAUAUGAAUUUAUUUGUCAUUAUUUAAUAAUUGCAAUGUAAUAUCAAAUAAUACAAUGACAUUUUUCUGUCAGGGUCUAGAUGCGAAAUGUUUAUAUUUUUCCAUUUUGCUGAUAAUAAUUUGCUCUACAGAUUAUUCGCUAUCAUGUGAUACUUUCUAUUGGAUUCAUUCAUGUUGCUUCCCAUUUAUUAUUGGUGUAAUAAUAAUAUGCAUUAUUAUCAAGUAAAGUAAUAGCUGCUGAUUUUCAGGCAAAGAUAUUUUGAUCAGGUGUUGUGGUACACGUGAUUUCUUUUAUUGUUAGUAUUAAAUCGCUAUGGACCCAUCAACUA